This is a messenger RNA of Rattus norvegicus (Norway rat), 12662 nucleotides long. RefSeq names its product filaggrin (gene Flg). Gene Ontology annotation, molecular function: transition metal ion binding; calcium ion binding; structural molecule activity. The record is from RefSeq and is marked validated. Lineage: Eukaryota; Metazoa; Chordata; Mammalia; Rodentia; Muridae.
AGCUUAGGGCAUCGCUCGUCAUGGGCAGUCGACAGACAGCCACAGGCACUCUGGGGCCGGGCAAGCACAAGCCCACACAGCCACAAGCAUUGACAGCAGGCCUCGCGGGUCCAGCGAGAGUCAGGCCAGCGACAGCGAGGGCCACUCCGACUACUCAGAAGCACACACACAGGGAGCCCACGGUGGGAUCCAAACAAGCCAGAGGCACGAGCAGCGACCCUCCCGAGGCCAGCAGGGCUCCGGACACCCCCAGGUGUACUACUAUGGUGUAGAAGAAACCGAGGACGAGUCCGAUGCCCAGCAGGGGCACCACCAGCAGCAGCAACAGCAGCGGCAGCAGCAGCGGCAGCGGCACCAGCAUGAACAGGAACGAGAACAUGAACACCAACAGCCAGAGUCCAGCCACAGGCAGCAGGGGUCCAGUGGGAGAACGCACCGGGCAGCUCGCCAUGAACAGGAAAGCGACAGCACCAGGCAAAGGGGCUCUCACCAGGCGCACAGCUCCGCUCGCACCCAGGAGGAGAUCGCACGCGGAAGGUCUGGAGCCAGUGCCAGUGAGGGUCCGGGGCCCCAGAGGGAGGCUGCCAGGGACAGCUCUGAGCACGCCCAGUCCAGAAGGAGCGAGACCAUCAGCCGUGGACGCUCAGGACACUCCACUGGGAGAGCCCACGAAGACCGCCACGAGCAGGCAACAGACCGCUCUGCCCGCUCCGGGUCCAGGGGAGGCCAGGCCGGCUCCCACAGUGAGAGCGAGGCCUCCGGUGGUCAGGCCGGCCGCAGAGGCACUGCAGCCACCAGGCACACAUCUCGCCCCGAACAGUCUCCAGACACUGCUGGCCGGACCGGAUCCAGCCGUGGACAGCAGUCCGCCCAACGACAUGCUGACUCAACCCCGGGCAGCACAAGAACCGGCUCCAGAGGAAGAGGAGAGUCCCCAGCUGGCCAGCAGUCCCCCGACAGAGCCAGGCACAUCGAAUCCAGGAGGGGUAGAACCCGGGAGGCCAGCGCCAGCCAGUCCAGUGACAGCGAAGGCCAUUCUGGAGCCCAUGCCGGGAUCGGGCAAGGGCAGACCUCAACCACUCACAGGAGGGCAGGCUCCAGCUCAGGGAGCCAGCGGGCCUCUGCUGGUGGCCAAGCAGCUGACACCUCCAGUCGCUCAGGGGCCAGUCAAGGCCAGGCAUCAGGCCAGGGUCGUGCAGGGUCCCGAAGCAGGGAAGCUCAGGGCAUCGCUCGUCAUGGGCAGUCGACAGACAGCCACAGGCACUCUGGGGCCGGGCAAGCACAAGCCCACACAGCCACAAGCAUUGACAGCAGGAGGCCUCGCGGGUCCAGCGAGAGUCAGGCCAGCGACAGCGAGGGCCACUCCGACUACUCAGAAGCACACACACAGGGAGCCCACGGUGGGAUCCAAACAAGCCAGAGGCACGAGCAGCGACCCUCCCGAGGCCAGCAGGGCUCCGGACACCCCCAGGUGUACUACUAUGGUGUAGAAGAAACCGAGGACGAGUCCGAUGCCCAGCAGGGGCACCACCAGCAGCAGCAACAGCAGCGGCAGCAGCAGCGGCAGCGGCACCAGCAUGAACAGGAACGAGAACAUGAACACCAACAGCCAGAGUCCAGCCACAGGCAGCAGGGGUCCAGUGGGAGAACGCACCGGGCAGCUCGCCAUGAACAGGAAAGCGACAGCACCAGGCAAAGGGGCUCUCACCAGGCGCACAGCUCCGCUCGCACCCAGGAGGAGAUCGCACGCGGAAGGUCUGGAGCCAGUGCCAGUGAGGGUCCGGGGCCCCAGAGGGAGGCUGCCAGGGACAGCUCUGAGCACGCCCAGUCCAGAAGGAGCGAGACCAUCAGCCGUGGACGCUCAGGACACUCCACUGGGAGAGCCCACGAAGACCGCCACGAGCAGGCAACAGACCGCUCUGCCCGCUCCGGGUCCAGGGGAGGCCAGGCCGGCUCCCACAGUGAGAGCGAGGCCUCCGGUGGUCAGGCCGGCCGCAGAGGCACUGCAGCCACCAGGCACACAUCUCGCCCCGAACAGUCUCCAGACACUGCUGGCCGGACCGGAUCCAGCCGUGGACAGCAGUCCGCCCAACGACAUGCUGACUCAACCCCGGGCAGCACAAGAACCGGCUCCAGAGGAAGAGGAGAGUCCCCAGCUGGCCAGCAGUCCCCCGACAGAGCCAGGCACAUCGAAUCCAGGAGGGGUAGAACCCGGGAGGCCAGCGCCAGCCAGUCCAGUGACAGCGAAGGCCAUUCUGGAGCCCAUGCCGGGAUCGGGCAAGGGCAGACCUCAACCACUCACAGGAGGGCAGGCUCCAGCUCAGGGAGCCAGCGGGCCUCUGCUGGUGGCCAAGCAGCUGACACCUCCAGUCGCUCAGGGGCCAGUCAAGGCCAGGCAUCAGGCCAGGGUCGUGCAGGGUCCCGAAGCAGGGAAGCUCAGGGCAUCGCUCGUCAUGGGCAGUCGACAGACAGCCACAGGCACUCUGGGGCCGGGCAAGCACAAGCCCACACAGCCACAAGCAUUGACAGCAGGAGGCCUCGCGGGUCCAGCGAGAGUCAGGCCAGCGACAGCGAGGGCCACUCCGACUACUCAGAAGCACACACACAGGGAGCCCACGGUGGGAUCCAAACAAGCCAGAGGCACGAGCAGCGACCCUCCCGAGGCCAGCAGGGCUCCGGACACCCCCAGGUGUACUACUAUGGUGUAGAAGAAACCGAGGACGAGUCCGAUGCCCAGCAGGGGCACCACCAGCAGCAGCAACAGCAGCGGCAGCAGCAGCGGCAGCGGCACCAGCAUGAACAGGAACGAGAACAUGAACACCAACAGCCAGAGUCCAGCCACAGGCAGCAGGGGUCCAGUGGGAGAACGCACCGGGCAGCUCGCCAUGAACAGGAAAGCGACAGCACCAGGCAAAGGGGCUCUCACCAGGCGCACAGCUCCGCUCGCACCCAGGAGGAGAUCGCACGCGGAAGGUCUGGAGCCAGUGCCAGUGAGGGUCCGGGGCCCCAGAGGGAGGCUGCCAGGGACAGCUCUGAGCACGCCCAGUCCAGAAGGAGCGAGACCAUCAGCCGUGGACGCUCAGGACACUCCACUGGGAGAGCCCACGAAGACCGCCACGAGCAGGCAACAGACCGCUCUGCCCGCUCCGGGUCCAGGGGAGGCCAGGCCGGCUCCCACAGUGAGAGCGAGGCCUCCGGUGGUCAGGCCGGCCGCAGAGGCACUGCAGCCACCAGGCACACAUCUCGCCCCGAACAGUCUCCAGACACUGCUGGCCGGACCGGAUCCAGCCGUGGACAGCAGUCCGCCCAACGACAUGCUGACUCAACCCCGGGCAGCACAAGAACCGGCUCCAGAGGAAGAGGAGAGUCCCCAGCUGGCCAGCAGUCCCCCGACAGAGCCAGGCACAUCGAAUCCAGGAGGGGUAGAACCCGGGAGGCCAGCGCCAGCCAGUCCAGUGACAGCGAAGGCCAUUCUGGAGCCCAUGCCGGGAUCGGGCAAGGGCAGACCUCAACCACUCACAGGAGGGCAGGCUCCAGCUCAGGGAGCCAGCGGGCCUCUGCUGGUGGCCAAGCAGCUGACACCUCCAGUCGCUCAGGGGCCAGUCAAGGCCAGGCAUCAGGCCAGGGUCGUGCAGGGUCCCGAAGCAGGGAAGCUCAGGGCAUCGCUCGUCAUGGGCAGUCGACAGACAGCCACAGGCACUCUGGGGCCGGGCAAGCACAAGCCCACACAGCCACAAGCAUUGACAGCAGGAGGCCUCGCGGGUCCAGCGAGAGUCAGGCCAGCGACAGCGAGGGCCACUCCGACUACUCAGAAGCACACACACAGGGAGCCCACGGUGGGAUCCAAACAAGCCAGAGGCACGAGCAGCGACCCUCCCGAGGCCAGCAGGGCUCCGGACACCCCCAGGUGUACUACUAUGGUGUAGAAGAAACCGAGGACGAGUCCGAUGCCCAGCAGGGGCACCACCAGCAGCAGCAACAGCAGCGGCAGCAGCAGCGGCAGCGGCACCAGCAUGAACAGGAACGAGAACAUGAACACCAACAGCCAGAGUCCAGCCACAGGCAGCAGGGGUCCAGUGGGAGAACGCACCGGGCAGCUCGCCAUGAACAGGAAAGCGACAGCACCAGGCAAAGGGGCUCUCACCAGGCGCACAGCUCCGCUCGCACCCAGGAGGAGAUCGCACGCGGAAGGUCUGGAGCCAGUGCCAGUGAGGGUCCGGGGCCCCAGAGGGAGGCUGCCAGGGACAGCUCUGAGCACGCCCAGUCCAGAAGGAGCGAGACCAUCAGCCGUGGACGCUCAGGACACUCCACUGGGAGAGCCCACGAAGACCGCCACGAGCAGGCAACAGACCGCUCUGCCCGCUCCGGGUCCAGGGGAGGCCAGGCCGGCUCCCACAGUGAGAGCGAGGCCUCCGGUGGUCAGGCCGGCCGCAGAGGCACUGCAGCCACCAGGCACACAUCUCGCCCCGAACAGUCUCCAGACACUGCUGGCCGGACCGGAUCCAGCCGUGGACAGCAGUCCGCCCAACGACAUGCUGACUCAACCCCGGGCAGCACAAGAACCGGCUCCAGAGGAAGAGGAGAGUCCCCAGCUGGCCAGCAGUCCCCCGACAGAGCCAGGCACAUCGAAUCCAGGAGGGGUAGAACCCGGGAGGCCAGCGCCAGCCAGUCCAGUGACAGCGAAGGCCAUUCUGGAGCCCAUGCCGGGAUCGGGCAAGGGCAGACCUCAACCACUCACAGGAGGGCAGGCUCCAGCUCAGGGAGCCAGCGGGCCUCUGCUGGUGGCCAAGCAGCUGACACCUCCAGUCGCUCAGGGGCCAGUCAAGGCCAGGCAUCAGGCCAGGGUCGUGCAGGGUCCCGAAGCAGGGAAGCUCAGGGCAUCGCUCGUCAUGGGCAGUCGACAGACAGCCACAGGCACUCUGGGGCCGGGCAAGCACAAGCCCACACAGCCACAAGCAUUGACAGCAGGAGGCCUCGCGGGUCCAGCGAGAGUCAGGCCAGCGACAGCGAGGGCCACUCCGACUACUCAGAAGCACACACACAGGGAGCCCACGGUGGGAUCCAAACAAGCCAGAGGCACGAGCAGCGACCCUCCCGAGGCCAGCAGGGCUCCGGACACCCCCAGGUGUACUACUAUGGUGUAGAAGAAACCGAGGACGAGUCCGAUGCCCAGCAGGGGCACCACCAGCAGCAGCAACAGCAGCGGCAGCAGCAGCGGCAGCGGCACCAGCAUGAACAGGAACGAGAACAUGAACACCAACAGCCAGAGUCCAGCCACAGGCAGCAGGGGUCCAGUGGGAGAACGCACCGGGCAGCUCGCCAUGAACAGGAAAGCGACAGCACCAGGCAAAGGGGCUCUCACCAGGCGCACAGCUCCGCUCGCACCCAGGAGGAGAUCGCACGCGGAAGGUCUGGAGCCAGUGCCAGUGAGGGUCCGGGGCCCCAGAGGGAGGCUGCCAGGGACAGCUCUGAGCACGCCCAGUCCAGAAGGAGCGAGACCAUCAGCCGUGGACGCUCAGGACACUCCACUGGGAGAGCCCACGAAGACCGCCACGAGCAGGCAACAGACCGCUCUGCCCGCUCCGGGUCCAGGGGAGGCCAGGCCGGCUCCCACAGUGAGAGCGAGGCCUCCGGUGGUCAGGCCGGCCGCAGAGGCACUGCAGCCACCAGGCACACAUCUCGCCCCGAACAGUCUCCAGACACUGCUGGCCGGACCGGAUCCAGCCGUGGACAGCAGUCCGCCCAACGACAUGCUGACUCAACCCCGGGCAGCACAAGAACCGGCUCCAGAGGAAGAGGAGAGUCCCCAGCUGGCCAGCAGUCCCCCGACAGAGCCAGGCACAUCGAAUCCAGGAGGGGUAGAACCCGGGAGGCCAGCGCCAGCCAGUCCAGUGACAGCGAAGGCCAUUCUGGAGCCCAUGCCGGGAUCGGGCAAGGGCAGACCUCAACCACUCACAGGAGGGCAGGCUCCAGCUCAGGGAGCCAGCGGGCCUCUGCUGGUGGCCAAGCAGCUGACACCUCCAGUCGCUCAGGGGCCAGUCAAGGCCAGGCAUCAGGCCAGGGUCGUGCAGGGUCCCGAAGCAGGGAAGCUCAGGGCAUCGCUCGUCAUGGGCAGUCGACAGACAGCCACAGGCACUCUGGGGCCGGGCAAGCACAAGCCCACACAGCCACAAGCAUUGACAGCAGGAGGCCUCGCGGGUCCAGCGAGAGUCAGGCCAGCGACAGCGAGGGCCACUCCGACUACUCAGAAGCACACACACAGGGAGCCCACGGUGGGAUCCAAACAAGCCAGAGGCACGAGCAGCGACCCUCCCGAGGCCAGCAGGGCUCCGGACACCCCCAGGUGUACUACUAUGGUGUAGAAGAAACCGAGGACGAGUCCGAUGCCCAGCAGGGGCACCACCAGCAGCAGCAACAGCAGCGGCAGCAGCAGCGGCAGCGGCACCAGCAUGAACAGGAACGAGAACAUGAACACCAACAGCCAGAGUCCAGCCACAGGCAGCAGGGGUCCAGUGGGAGAACGCACCGGGCAGCUCGCCAUGAACAGGAAAGCGACAGCACCAGGCAAAGGGGCUCUCACCAGGCGCACAGCUCCGCUCGCACCCAGGAGGAGAUCGCACGCGGAAGGUCUGGAGCCAGUGCCAGUGAGGGUCCGGGGCCCCAGAGGGAGGCUGCCAGGGACAGCUCUGAGCACGCCCAGUCCAGAAGGAGCGAGACCAUCAGCCGUGGACGCUCAGGACACUCCACUGGGAGAGCCCACGAAGACCGCCACGAGCAGGCAACAGACCGCUCUGCCCGCUCCGGGUCCAGGGGAGGCCAGGCCGGCUCCCACAGUGAGAGCGAGGCCUCCGGUGGUCAGGCCGGCCGCAGAGGCACUGCAGCCACCAGGCACACAUCUCGCCCCGAACAGUCUCCAGACACUGCUGGCCGGACCGGAUCCAGCCGUGGACAGCAGUCCGCCCAACGACAUGCUGACUCAACCCCGGGCAGCACAAGAACCGGCUCCAGAGGAAGAGGAGAGUCCCCAGCUGGCCAGCAGUCCCCCGACAGAGCCAGGCACAUCGAAUCCAGGAGGGGUAGAACCCGGGAGGCCAGCGCCAGCCAGUCCAGUGACAGCGAAGGCCAUUCUGGAGCCCAUGCCGGGAUCGGGCAAGGGCAGACCUCAACCACUCACAGGAGGGCAGGCUCCAGCUCAGGGAGCCAGCGGGCCUCUGCUGGUGGCCAAGCAGCUGACACCUCCAGUCGCUCAGGGGCCAGUCAAGGCCAGGCAUCAGGCCAGGGUCGUGCAGGGUCCCGAAGCAGGGAAGCUCAGGGCAUCGCUCGUCAUGGGCAGUCGACAGACAGCCACAGGCACUCUGGGGCCGGGCAAGCACAAGCCCACACAGCCACAAGCAUUGACAGCAGGAGGCCUCGCGGGUCCAGCGAGAGUCAGGCCAGCGACAGCGAGGGCCACUCCGACUACUCAGAAGCACACACACAGGGAGCCCACGGUGGGAUCCAAACAAGCCAGAGGCACGAGCAGCGACCCUCCCGAGGCCAGCAGGGCUCCGGACACCCCCAGGUGUACUACUAUGGUGUAGAAGAAACCGAGGACGAGUCCGAUGCCCAGCAGGGGCACCACCAGCAGCAGCAACAGCAGCGGCAGCAGCAGCGGCAGCGGCACCAGCAUGAACAGGAACGAGAACAUGAACACCAACAGCCAGAGUCCAGCCACAGGCAGCAGGGGUCCAGUGGGAGAACGCACCGGGCAGCUCGCCAUGAACAGGAAAGCGACAGCACCAGGCAAAGGGGCUCUCACCAGGCGCACAGCUCCGCUCGCACCCAGGAGGAGAUCGCACGCGGAAGGUCUGGAGCCAGUGCCAGUGAGGGUCCGGGGCCCCAGAGGGAGGCUGCCAGGGACAGCUCUGAGCACGCCCAGUCCAGAAGGAGCGAGACCAUCAGCCGUGGACGCUCAGGACACUCCACUGGGAGAGCCCACGAAGACCGCCACGAGCAGGCAACAGACCGCUCUGCCCGCUCCGGGUCCAGGGGAGGCCAGGCCGGCUCCCACAGUGAGAGCGAGGCCUCCGGUGGUCAGGCCGGCCGCAGAGGCACUGCAGCCACCAGGCACACAUCUCGCCCCGAACAGUCUCCAGACACUGCUGGCCGGACCGGAUCCAGCCGUGGACAGCAGUCCGCCCAACGACAUGCUGACUCAACCCCGGGCAGCACAAGAACCGGCUCCAGAGGAAGAGGAGAGUCCCCAGCUGGCCAGCAGUCCCCCGACAGAGCCAGGCACAUCGAAUCCAGGAGGGGUAGAACCCGGGAGGCCAGCGCCAGCCAGUCCAGUGACAGCGAAGGCCAUUCUGGAGCCCAUGCCGGGAUCGGGCAAGGGCAGACCUCAACCACUCACAGGAGGGCAGGCUCCAGCUCAGGGAGCCAGCGGGCCUCUGCUGGUGGCCAAGCAGCUGACACCUCCAGUCGCUCAGGGGCCAGUCAAGGCCAGGCAUCAGGCCAGGGUCGUGCAGGGUCCCGAAGCAGGGAAGCUCAGGGCAUCGCUCGUCAUGGGCAGUCGACAGACAGCCACAGGCACUCUGGGGCCGGGCAAGCACAAGCCCACACAGCCACAAGCAUUGACAGCAGGAGGCCUCGCGGGUCCAGCGAGAGUCAGGCCAGCGACAGCGAGGGCCACUCCGACUACUCAGAAGCACACACACAGGGAGCCCACGGUGGGAUCCAAACAAGCCAGAGGCACGAGCAGCGACCCUCCCGAGGCCAGCAGGGCUCCGGACACCCCCAGGUGUACUACUAUGGUGUAGAAGAAACCGAGGACGAGUCCGAUGCCCAGCAGGGGCACCACCAGCAGCAGCAACAGCAGCGGCAGCAGCAGCGGCAGCGGCACCAGCAUGAACAGGAACGAGAACAUGAACACCAACAGCCAGAGUCCAGCCACAGGCAGCAGGGGUCCAGUGGGAGAACGCACCGGGCAGCUCGCCAUGAACAGGAAAGCGACAGCACCAGGCAAAGGGGCUCUCACCAGGCGCACAGCUCCGCUCGCACCCAGGAGGAGAUCGCACGCGGAAGGUCUGGAGCCAGUGCCAGUGAGGGUCCGGGGCCCCAGAGGGAGGCUGCCAGGGACAGCUCUGAGCACGCCCAGUCCAGAAGGAGCGAGACCAUCAGCCGUGGACGCUCAGGACACUCCACUGGGAGAGCCCACGAAGACCGCCACGAGCAGGCAACAGACCGCUCUGCCCGCUCCGGGUCCAGGGGAGGCCAGGCCGGCUCCCACAGUGAGAGCGAGGCCUCCGGUGGUCAGGCCGGCCGCAGAGGCACUGCAGCCACCAGGCACACAUCUCGCCCCGAACAGUCUCCAGACACUGCUGGCCGGACCGGAUCCAGCCGUGGACAGCAGUCCGCCCAACGACAUGCUGACUCAACCCCGGGCAGCACAAGAACCGGCUCCAGAGGAAGAGGAGAGUCCCCAGCUGGCCAGCAGUCCCCCGACAGAGCCAGGCACAUCGAAUCCAGGAGGGGUAGAACCCGGGAGGCCAGCGCCAGCCAGUCCAGUGACAGCGAAGGCCAUUCUGGAGCCCAUGCCGGGAUCGGGCAAGGGCAGACCUCAACCACUCACAGGAGGGCAGGCUCCAGCUCAGGGAGCCAGCGGGCCUCUGCUGGUGGCCAAGCAGCUGACACCUCCAGUCGCUCAGGGGCCAGUCAAGGCCAGGCAUCAGGCCAGGGUCGUGCAGGGUCCCGAAGCAGGGAAGCUCAGGGCAUCGCUCGUCAUGGGCAGUCGACAGACAGCCACAGGCACUCUGGGGCCGGGCAAGCACAAGCCCACACAGCCACAAGCAUUGACAGCAGGAGGCCUCGCGGGUCCAGCGAGAGUCAGGCCAGCGACAGCGAGGGCCACUCCGACUACUCAGAAGCACACACACAGGGAGCCCACGGUGGGAUCCAAACAAGCCAGAGGCACGAGCAGCGACCCUCCCGAGGCCAGCAGGGCUCCGGACACCCCCAGGUGUACUACUAUGGUGUAGAAGAAACCGAGGACGAGUCCGAUGCCCAGCAGGGGCACCACCAGCAGCAGCAACAGCAGCGGCAGCAGCAGCGGCAGCGGCACCAGCAUGAACAGGAACGAGAACAUGAACACCAACAGCCAGAGUCCAGCCACAGGCAGCAGGGGUCCAGUGGGAGAACGCACCGGGCAGCUCGCCAUGAACAGGAAAGCGACAGCACCAGGCAAAGGGGCUCUCACCAGGCGCACAGCUCCGCUCGCACCCAGGAGGAGAUCGCACGCGGAAGGUCUGGAGCCAGUGCCAGUGAGGGUCCGGGGCCCCAGAGGGAGGCUGCCAGGGACAGCUCUGAGCACGCCCAGUCCAGAAGGAGCGAGACCAUCAGCCGUGGACGCUCAGGACACUCCACUGGGAGAGCCCACGAAGACCGCCACGAGCAGGCAACAGACCGCUCUGCCCGCUCCGGGUCCAGGGGAGGCCAGGCCGGCUCCCACAGUGAGAGCGAGGCCUCCGGUGGUCAGGCCGGCCGCAGAGGCACUGCAGCCACCAGGCACACAUCUCGCCCCGAACAGUCUCCAGACACUGCUGGCCGGACCGGAUCCAGCCGUGGACAGCAGUCCGCCCAACGACAUGCUGACUCAACCCCGGGCAGCACAAGAACCGGCUCCAGAGGAAGAGGAGAGUCCCCAGCUGGCCAGCAGUCCCCCGACAGAGCCAGGCACAUCGAAUCCAGGAGGGGUAGAACCCGGGAGGCCAGCGCCAGCCAGUCCAGUGACAGCGAAGGCCAUUCUGGAGCCCAUGCCGGGAUCGGGCAAGGGCAGACCUCAACCACUCACAGGAGGGCAGGCUCCAGCUCAGGGAGCCAGCGGGCCUCUGCUGGUGGCCAAGCAGCUGACACCUCCAGUCGCUCAGGGGCCAGUCAAGGCCAGGCAUCAGGCCAGGGUCGUGCAGGGUCCCGAAGCAGGGAAGCUCAGGGCAUCGCUCGUCAUGGGCAGUCGACAGACAGCCACAGGCACUCUGGGGCCGGGCAAGCACAAGCCCACACAGCCACAAGCAUUGACAGCAGGAGGCCUCGCGGGUCCAGCGAGAGUCAGGCCAGCGACAGCGAGGGCCACUCCGACUACUCAGAAGCACACACACAGGGAGCCCACGGUGGGAUCCAAACAAGCCAGAGGCACGAGCAGCGACCCUCCCGAGGCCAGCAGGGCUCCGGACACCCCCAGGUGUACUACUAUGGUGUAGAAGAAACCGAGGACGAGUCCGAUGCCCAGCAGGGGCACCACCAGCAGCAGCAACAGCAGCGGCAGCAGCAGCGGCAGCGGCACCAGCAUGAACAGGAACGAGAACAUGAACACCAACAGCCAGAGUCCAGCCACAGGCAGCAGGGGUCCAGUGGGAGAACGCACCGGGCAGCUCGCCAUGAACAGGAAAGCGACAGCACCAGGCAAAGGGGCUCUCACCAGGCGCACAGCUCCGCUCGCACCCAGGAGGAGAUCGCACGCGGAAGGUCUGGAGCCAGUGCCAGUGAGGGUCCGGGGCCCCAGAGGGAGGCUGCCAGGGACAGCUCUGAGCACGCCCAGUCCAGAAGGAGCGAGACCAUCAGCCGUGGACGCUCAGGACACUCCACUGGGAGAGCCCACGAAGACCGCCACGAGCAGGCAACAGACCGCUCUGCCCGCUCCGGGUCCAGGGGAGGCCAGGCCGGCUCCCACAGUGAGAGCGAGGCCUCCGGUGGUCAGGCCGGCCGCAGAGGCACUGCAGCCACCAGGCACACAUCUCGCCCCGAACAGUCUCCAGACACUGCUGGCCGGACCGGAUCCAGCCGUGGACAGCAGUCCGCCCAACGACAUGCUGACUCAACCCCGGGCAGCACAAGAACCGGCUCCAGAGGAAGAGGAGAGUCCCCAGCUGGCCAGCAGUCCCCCGACAGAGCCAGGCACAUCGAAUCCAGGAGGGGUAGAACCCGGGAGGCCAGCGCCAGCCAGUCCAGUGACAGCGAAGGCCAUUCUGGAGCCCAUGCCGGGAUCGGGCAAGGGCAGACCUCAACCACUCACAGGAGGGCAGGCUCCAGCUCAGGGAGCCAGCAGGCCUCUGUUGAAGGUUCUGAUGGCUAUGAUUCUAUUGUUAAAUCUAAAUAUCUUAGUUUUAGUCAAUCACAUUGCUAUUAUUAUUAACAAUGAGCAGCAAUUUGCAACAGAUUAAAUGCUGAAAUAUAACCUCAAACAUAGGGAUUGUUCAUUUUAGUAUUUGGGUUUUUGGUUCCUUAUUAUCCUUAAUUCAUAUCAGGUAUUUCCUUUUCCUUUAUAGUUCCCUUUACUCUAUCAAUAUUUUGAGCCUAAAUCCUGAGUUUUCGUAAUAGAUAUUUCUUAGGAUCAAGAAUUUAAUUUUUAACCUCAUGUUGUUUCCUAUCAUAGUUCUUUCUUUCGUCUUUAAAAUGUUUAAUUUGGUUCAUUGAAGACUAGACACAAUUUUACCCAAAAGUUUUAAAAUACUCAAAAUUUAUAAUGAGUCUUUUGUAUGCAUAAUGCCCUGCCUGCACUAGGAGUUUAUCAUGUCUAUCCUUUGUACUCCUAAAAUCUGUACUUUCUUCUUCAAUCAUUUAAAUCCCAUUGGACAUUUCUAAUUCACCACAGUAAAAUUGUAUAAUAAUUGAAAAUAAACAAUUGGCUA